CUCUGACCCAAAAUUAGCAACGGUUUUAACUCAUCCAGAUCACAGUAAAUCUGUUUCCCGGGAAUGGGAUCGCGAUUCGAGGUUGCCGUCACGAUAACCUCCGCCAAGGACCUGAAGAACGUCAACUGGCGUCACGGCAGCCUGAAGCCGUACGCCGUCGUCUGGGUGGAUCCCAAAGCCAAGUCCUCCACCAGGGUUGACGAGGACGGCGACACCAACCCCGUCUGGAACGACACUCUCAUCAUUCCGCUCAAUUCCUACAUCGAAGAUUCCACCCUGUACAUCGACAUCGUCCACGCUUUCGCCGCCGAGGACGUCAAGCCGCUCAUCGGCUCCGCCAAGCUGCACCUCCGCGACGUCGUGAGCGAUGCCGGCAUCGGCACCCCCGUCGACCGACAGAUCUCGCUCAAGCGCCCUUCUGGUAGGCCGCAGGGGAAAUUAGAGGUCAAAAUCACUGUGCGCGAGCCGAUGAUCCAACCCCGAGAUCCAUACCUGGCGCCUCCCUACGGCGUUCCUCCGCCGGCGACCAGGGCAAAUCCGGCACCUCCGCCGUACGGAAGCCCGUAUGCGGCUCCUCCCACGGGCUACCCUUACGGCGCUGCGGCGCCUCCUCAGCCGUAUGUUCAGCCCGGCUACGGUUACGAACAGCCCGGGGGUUACGCUUACGCGGGGCAGGGCAGUUACGGGCAGCCCGCUUACGGUGGCGAGGAGAAAAAGAAGGGGAAAUUCGGUGGGAUGGGGACCGGAUUGGCUGUGGGUGCGGUGGCAGGGGCUUUGGGUGGACUCGCACUGGCAGAAGGGUUUGAUGCGCUAGAGGACCACAUCGCCGAUGAGGCUGCGGAGAAAGUGGAAGAAGACCUCGGCUACGACGCCGAUGACUUUUAAGAUACUCGUAUUAAAAAUUAAAAAAAAUUUGUUUUUCCGUCUUACUUUGCCCGUAUCAAUGUUCAAGUGUCUUUUUUAUUUUAGGGAAAACUGUCAAAUAGGUCCUCGAACUUUCAUAAAAAGGUCAAUUAAGUGCUUCCAUAGGAGGUUCUGUCCGGCCGUCGCGAUUUGGGUCAGUUCCCGGUGGAAUUUUUUGAUGAAAUUUUUUUAGCAUCUUAUUCACCAGAUCUAGUUUACUCAUAUCAACUUUCAGCUAAAAAUUCAAUCGGGAACACAUUCAAAUUAAUUCUUGAAGAUAACUCCGCAUUUUUGCGUUCUCGAAUUAAUUUGAAUGCGCUCCCGAUUAAAGUUUUAGCUGAAAUUUGGUAUGAGUAAACUAGGCUCGAUGAAUAAGAUGCUCAAAAAAUUUCAUCAAAAAAUUUCACCGGGAACCGCCCCAAAUCGCGAUGACCGGACAAAGUCUUCUAUAGAAGGACUUAAUUGACUUUUUUAUGAAAGUUCGAGGACCUAUUUGACAGUUUUCCCUUUAUCUUAUGAGGUUCUAUGAAAAGGAAAUACGAGUAUUUUAUCUUAGGGAAAACUGUCAAAUAAGCCCCCUACUAAUACAGAAAAGUCAAUUAAGCCUCUGAACUCAAAAAACACUCAAUUAAGCCCACGAACUAUAAAAAACGAGGCAAAACAGUCCUUUUACCAGGUAAUUAAGCAGUUAAAAAGAGAUAAGGAAAAAAGGAAAGAAAGAGAAAAAGAGAAAAAGAAAAUGUAAAAGCAUGUCACAUCAUUUGUCACACAUGCAACUUAACUGGGAACGGUUAAUAUCCUGCUAAAAGGAUUGUUUUGUCUCGUUAUAUUUAGUUCGUGGGCUUAAUUGGAUGUUUUUUGAGUUCGGGGGCUUAAUUGACGUUUUUGUAUUAGUAGGGGGCCUAUUUGACACUUUUCCCUUUAUCUUAGUACUUCGAAUAUUACGGUUUUGGCCAUUGUCAUGCCGAUACAUUUUUUUUUUAAUUUGGAGUGGGAUGGAACUUAAGAGUUUAAUUUUGUUCAACUCCCCGUUUGAGGGUGAACAUAACCCUCAAAUAUUAUAAUAUUAGAGUAUACGACAUUUCUUUCUUGAAGAGUCAAUGACCAUCUUUUUUUUGGGAGUAUUUAUUUAGAUUAGAGUAUUAGACAUGCUUGUGGGGCCUUUUGGUUUUAUACGGAGUACUUUACAAAAGGCAUGUGCAACGUAUUUCUUUUAAAUUUGGCAAAUAUAUAAAUAAAAAUUAUUAUCUUCAUUUUAUCAAAAUUAACAGAAUAAAAUAUAAUUUUAAAUGUAAUUUUUUUUCAUUUCGUAAUUUAGCAUAUUUAGCUUAUUGAACCGCUUGAAACAAAUUUUCAUCAAUUUUAACAGAUUUAGCUAAUUUCGACAUUAAGAAAAGGUCCCGUAAUAUUAUUGUUAGCUGAAUUUCAAUGAGAGAAUUCCC
Cuscuta epithymum is the source of this 2345-nucleotide messenger RNA. NCBI's taxonomy places the organism in Eukaryota, Viridiplantae, Streptophyta, Magnoliopsida, Solanales, Convolvulaceae. The record is from the annotation of a GenBank genome assembly.